Trichoplusia ni (cabbage looper) is the source of this 672-nucleotide messenger RNA. RefSeq names its product ubiquitin-fold modifier-conjugating enzyme 1 (gene Ufc1). Gene Ontology annotation, cellular component: cytoplasm. Gene Ontology annotation, molecular function: UFM1 conjugating enzyme activity. Bases 101 to 610 code for a protein of 169 amino acids. The transcript has 4 exons. Gene Ontology annotation, biological process: protein K69-linked ufmylation. The record is from RefSeq and is a predicted model, not a curated record. Lineage: Eukaryota; Metazoa; Arthropoda; Insecta; Lepidoptera; Noctuidae.
CCUAAUGACAUUUAUCGUUAAUAAGUCCUACACGUAUACAGACAUAGUUUGUGAAAUUAUCGCAAGAAUAUCAUGAAAUAGUAAAUUAAAUAACACAAAAAUGGUAGACGAAAGUACAAGGAAGACAUUAAGCAGUAUACCUUUGUUACAAACCAAGGCAGGACCUAGAGACAAGGAAUUAUGGACGACUAGGCUCAAAGAAGAAUAUCAAGCACUCAUUAAGUAUGUACAGAACAAUAAAACAGCAGACAAUGAUUGGUUUCGAUUGGAGUCCGAUAAAACUGGUACGAAGUGGUUCGGUAAAUGCUGGUAUGUCCACAACCUGCUCAAGUACGAGUUUGACUUGGAAUUUGAUAUACCCGUAACUUAUCCAACAACAGCACCAGAGCUUGCUUUGCCCGGUCUGGAUGGCAAGACCGCAAAGAUGUACCGUGGUGGAAAAAUCUGCCUCACAGACCAUUUCAAACCUCUUUGGGCUAGAAAUGUGCCUAGGUUUGGUAUAGCUCAUGCCAUGGCAUUAGGGCUUGGUCCUUGGUUGGCCGUGGAAAUACCGGACUUAAUAGAAAAAGGUGUUAUAAGUUAUCAAGAAAAAACUGAACAAACAAAAUAACUAACGCCACGUUUAAAAUGUACAUAAAUAUGUAUUAUAAAUAAUAAAUAUUUUUUUGUAAA